Pseudomyrmex gracilis is the source of this 2120-nucleotide messenger RNA. RefSeq names its product aminopeptidase N-like. Bases 87 to 1973 code for a protein of 628 amino acids. Gene Ontology annotation, cellular component: cytoplasm. Gene Ontology annotation, biological process: proteolysis; peptide catabolic process. Lineage: Eukaryota; Metazoa; Arthropoda; Insecta; Hymenoptera; Formicidae. The record is from RefSeq and is a predicted model, not a curated record. Gene Ontology annotation, molecular function: zinc ion binding; peptide binding; metalloaminopeptidase activity. The transcript has 10 exons.
UUAACAUUAUAUACGACAGAGAAGUAGAUUCUAUUAUAAAAGAAAGAAAAGCAACAUGUUCGGUAGCACGUAGUGUGAUACAAGAAAUGUUUAGUGAUUGGUUAGUUCCGUUUAGACAGUCUGAUCUUUGGUUUAUUGAAGGAUUUUCAACAGUAUACGGAGUUUAUAUUAGCGAUCAGUAUUACAAUACAUCUUUACUAAAGUCGAUUGUGGUCCAAACACGACGGAUAUUUCUUGAUUAUAUAGAAGCAAUUACAAAUGAAUCUCCAUUUCGAGAAAAUUCACUCAUAUCACGCAAUUCAACUCUUACUAAACUGUGGCGAGAAAAAGCAUUCAGUACUUUAUAUAUGCUGAAUACCGUCUUUCAACAAGAUUUUCUAUAUACUUCUGUAUUUCAAGAAGCCGUACACUUAUAUUAUAACACGAAUAAUACAUCAAACAACACGUACAUCAACUUGUCACUUCUUGAUAAGUUAUGGAAUAGAAAUUUUGAGACGUAUUCUUUAUAUAAAAAUGUUUCAUACAUAAAAUCGUCAGAUAUCAAAAAUAUGAUAACUUCAUGGACAGCACAAAGUGGCUAUCCUGUGGUACAAGUAGACCGACACGAUAAUAUACAGUCAGCAAUGAUUAUAGACUGUUUUGACGUUAAUUCCACUGUCAAAAUGCUGUGCAAACAAAANUGGUGGAUACCUGUGACCCUUAAAAAAUUAUUACACACACAAGUUCUUGCCANCCAUUAUCUAAUCUUAAAACCAGACAGUAAACUGUUUUUAUCGCUANUUCAUGAAAAUCAGACUACCAUUGUCGUGGACCACUUAGGAUAUCGCGUAAACUAUGAUCGUCAGUCUUGGAAGGACAUUUCUCUUUUUCUUAAAACCGGAGGGUCUAAGAUCGCAGAAUUGUCUGACGUCACUUUAGCACAACUUCUCGACGAUGCUUUUUAUUUUUUGGUGCAAAAUACAAUAUAUAACGAAAAUUAUGGUCCAGAUAAAAUUGAUCUGGACGUAUAUCUUGAACUUGCAAGCAGUAUAUUUCAUGUAAACAAUUCCUAUACAGCGUGGUAUCCUGUACUUAUUGCACUUGAAAACAUGUCGAAGAUUGUUCCGUUCCCAGAAAGUGUUCUUUCAAGAAAUAUCAAGAAUAAACUCCUGGAAAUAUUGAAUAAGUUUCUUGGUGACAUAUCAUGUAAACAUUCUUCGGAAAAUAGUGCCAAUAAUCAAUUCUAUCAUGAAGUUUUAAAAUGGACAUGCAUCCUUGGUAGUGUAAAGUGCAAAGAACAUGUUAAUGGAAUAAUAAACUGGCAUUUUAAACAUCCUACACAAAACAAACUGUUGCCAAGUUGGCAGAAGUGGAUAUAUUGCCAAAGACUAAUGUUAGACACUGUUUCUUAUGAAACAUCUGCUGUGUGGCAAGAUAUAGUCAAGAUAUACCAGACACAAGGGAAACUAGAACAACUUUUCGAAUUCUUACCUUGCUUUAAACAGUAUAAGAAUCUGUUGGCUUUUCUCUCGGUUCUUCAUCGUAAUUCUUUACUAAUACGUACAAGUAGUUUAAAUGCAGACAAUGGUGAAUUUUACAAAGAAAUUGUACAUGAAAAGAAAAGUGUUACUGUUACUUUACUUUUUAAUAUUUUUGCUAUGCAUUCGAAAAAUAUGUCAGCGCUUGAUGUUAUACGAAUCGGACUAGAAAAUGGAAUAGGAAGAGACGUGAACAUAUUAGCAAUAAUAAAUUGUAUUAUUAAUAACAUAUAUUCAGACGACGGCCUGUCAAUGAUUGGUAACAAAAUAUUCUUAAAGAAAUUGCUGCAUAUGCAUCACAUGGUAAAUGAAUCAUUUGUUCUCGAUGCCAUUAACAAAAAAGUUGAAAUUCGACGUGAGUUUUUGGUUAACAUGGAAACUACGCUUUAUUGUGAGCCACAUUAUAGUUUUAAUUACAUACGCUACUACGUAGUGUCGAUUGCUGGCUGUGAAUAAGUUUUCUUUUUAUAAUAGACCAUUGUAUGUAUAUCUUUGUUUUUCUUACAGUUUAUAGUUUGUAACCGAAAUCUUUUAGAUGAAAAUUUCUACUGAUUUGUCGUGUCCAAAUCUUGUGUUUUUUAAGUAAGACUUAUUUUAUGAUAA